Messenger RNA from Maniola jurtina (meadow brown), 3731 nucleotides. RefSeq lists its product as uncharacterized. The record is from RefSeq and is a predicted model, not a curated record. The transcript is spliced from 4 exons. NCBI's taxonomy places the organism in Eukaryota, Metazoa, Arthropoda, Insecta, Lepidoptera, Nymphalidae. Bases 194 to 3637 code for a protein of 1147 amino acids.
UUGUCCACAAACAAUUAAAAAUAAAUUGACAAUUCACGAUACGUACAAAAUCAGCAUUCUAUAAAUUAUAAAAAAUCUUUGUAAAAAAGCAGUAAAAAUAUUUUUAGGAAUCAAUAAAAUUGUGUUUAGACAACAAAAUGAAAUUAUCAGUGUUUUGGAGUUAGUACCUAAAGUUCGUUAUACUACAAUUACAAUGACUGAUAUUAAUAUAAGCAAAGCUUGUAAACAACGCUUCAAAGGUAUCGAACAUUUUUUACGCAGGAUUGCUUUUAAUUUAGGCAACACCCCAUCACAGACUGAAGUUAAAAUCAUUUCAUGCAUCCCCGUUGACGUGACCGAUUUGCAGGCGAAAAUACAAUUCUUAGAAAGGCAACUGCAAGAAACGGGUAGAUGCCAUGACAGGAUAUCAAAAUCAAAGACAUCCGUACAAGUAACACCGCCGCUAGGACCUCUGAAAGGACGUAGAGAAAUCGACAAAGGAGGUGAAGUCAGUGAUAAGGGCGGUGCAGUUGAAAGAGUGCAUUGCAGUUGCAGAUUUGGUGAAACGAACGGUGCAGUUGAUAUAAAAAAUGGUGCAGUCGCUGAUAAAAACGGUACAGUCAGUGAUAAGAACGGUGCAAAGGACAAUGUAAUUGGCGAUAGGGGCGGGGUAAUUGAAAGAGUGCACUGCAGUUGCAGAAUCGGUGAAAUGAACAGUAUAGUCGAUAAGAAAUAUGGUGCUGUCAAUGAUAAGAACGGUAAGGUCAGUGAUAAGAAUGUUGUCAAGGACAAUGAAGUUAGUGAUAAGGACGGGGCAAUUGAAAAGGUGCACUGCAGUUGCAGAGUUGGUGAAAUUAACGUUGUGAUCCGUAAGAAAAAUGGUGCAGUUGGUUAUAAGAACGGUAUAGUCUGUAAUAAGAACUGUGCAAAAGAUAAUGUAGUUGGUGACAAGAGCGAGGCAGACAAUGAAAAGAAUGAUGCAGUUAGUAAUAAAUCUAGUAAACCCAAUACAGGCGCGGUAGUGAACAGCAUUCUAUAUAGAGGGUCUUACGCCAAUCAGUCUAAGACUAUAGCUUACUCGAACGAUAAGUCGCUAAGAAGCGACAGAUUACGUUACAAGCCUUAUAGCGGCAGCGGCGCAUCCCGGCACAGAAAAUCUAAUGUCUCCUUUGUUUUACCCCCCGUAGCGACCACGGAUAGAGAAGAACAAGCAUAUUGUAGCACUAGUUCCUAUGAAAACACUGAUCCGGAUAACCCAGUCAAAAAUAUCGCCGAGGCCGAACGGAAACUAGCUGCAGCUGAACGUUAUUAUAAUAAGCUAUUUAAAAAGUCGAAAAGGAAGAAAAAAGCUGACAGGGGAAAGAGUAAAACGAAAACACACCUAAUAUAUUUCGCCCAACAUAUCGAAAACAAUCCUUUCAAUACGAAUGCUUCGUUGAAUCUUUAUGAAACUUUGAAUAACAAAACCGUGUCACUAAGCGACGCAUAUUUAGAUAACGUAAUUCGAAAACAAUACGAUCCUCAAUUUGUCGUCCAGGAAUUUUCAGACACCAGUUACUUUUCACGACCGAUUUGCAGAGAUACUAGUGAAAGGUUUGCACGUUCGGGUCUGUAUGAAUCCGAUGUGUGUUCGUGCUGCCACGGACGAUUUCAAAAUAUCGAUAACUAUAUGCCGAAAGGUUUCGAUUUCGUAAAUAAAUUGACACAGUGCGAACCAAACUACACAAACAGAACAUAUUACGAUUCAAAUCUCUAUGACGUUGUACCUGUAAAAGAAAACACAAAUAAGCUACUAAAGGAAAGUAAUUCGCCUAAAAAGGACAUAGAAAUAAAAUGUUGGCCUGAACAAUUUCGCAGCAAAUAUCGAGACGAUCCCAAGACAGCUAAGUACCAAACUUCUCUGAAACGACGUGAUAAUUUAACUGCCCAAACAAUAUACCAUAAGGGGAAAUCAGAGCAAUAUAACGUGCAGCAAAAGCGAAUCAAUAAACACAUUCACGAAAUAAGUAAGGUACCUCCAAAGACAUGUUAUAUUCAUUAUAGUGACGCUGACAAAAAUGACGAUUUCUCUUCAGCUAAGGUACAAAAAUCUGAACCCGUUAAGACAAUUAUGCUCAAAAACGAAUCAAUCGACACAGACGAUUCAAACACGAAUCUUCUCUUCAGCAACCAGAGCACGCAGCUGGAGUUAGUUCCAGAUGAUAACAAAACGGAAUCAACUUUAAAUCAGAUAAAAAGUAUCUUGCAAUCCGUUCUAGCAGAGGUUAAAACAAAAUCAAAAGUAAAUGGCUCUAUGGAGAAAACGUCGAAAAGAGAUGCGGUUGUGCAAAAAGGACCUUCUCAAAAUAACAUGCAGGGCCAAUCGACUCUACUCCAUAGCUUCACUUACAAUAAUUCUUACAACGCAAACCCUUACUUGCCUUCCUGUUCACGACAACUUUCGGCUGGCCAAUAUUGCUUAGCGGGCGUGCCUUACCAACCUUCUAUAAAGUAUUUACAAAACUUUCCAGUAUUCGUCCAACCUUCAAGACGACGCUUAUGCGCCUGCUAUCACAAACAUUGUUCGCAUAAAUCUUCAAAGUAUAAGCAAGCCUCAGCGGCCGCCACCAACACAGACAAAUACCGAGCCGGAGAAAUACAGAAGAAUGAUGGAAACAAAGAAAUAGAAAAACUCAUCAAAGAAAUUCAUAAGUCUAUGGCUGCUACUAUGGACUUUCCGACAAAAGAAAAUUCCGUGAGCGAGAAAAAUGUGAGAAGUAUCGGUACAGUCGUAGAUAAACGUGACAUUGAAAUUGAAGCAUUGCUUCUUUCAAAGGUGCCAAAUAAUAGUAGACUAGUAUACAACACCAGUACCCAGUCGAGAGACAUGGCACGAUCGAUCGAGGAGCACCAUUACGAUAAGUCUAUAGCAAACGAAAGAAACCAUGAAAAAAUAUUACAUAGAUGCGAACGUAGCGCUGAGCCUAUCCUUGAGGAUGACGAAGAAACCGAUACGUCCAGUGGCGAUACUGAAGACGAAGAUAUCGUUAAGGAAUCCGAAACACCGGAUAAACAAGAAAUGAAAGGCCUCCUGAAAACAAUGUUCAAUUCAGUAAAAAUGUUUAAAAAAAGAAAAACAGACCAGAAAAUACAAAGCGAAAGUGAAGCUUCCGGUGCAAGUGACUCUGACGACUACGAAACUAUCUACAGUGGCAGGACAGCUGUACUGCAGCCGAAGAACCACAGACGGAGCUAUCAACACCAAACUUACACAAAAGGACGAUUCGAGGAACAAAAUGCGUUGAGACCGAUACACGGAAAGGGUAGAAGGUCACCAUAUUUGGAGCAAGAGUACAGGCGGCAGUGGAACGAACGACUCAUGUUCAACAAGCAAGAGAGGAAAUAUUCCUCCGAACGACGUAUCUCCAAACCAUCACCUCUAGAAAAUUCACAGCCUGUGUAUUGGACUAACUACGACGCUAGAAGCGUCUUGGUUGACAACAAGCGAAGCCCGCUCAAAUAUGUAAAUUCUAAAGCGAAGACGAAUGAAUUAAAGCGUGAUUCGCUCGAAAAACUAAACGGUGGCACUACUCGAAUGAAAGAGAAUCGUGGAUGGUUUAAGAAACAUAAGGUAGUUAAUUGUGGAGAACAGUGGAAGAAGUUUGUAUUGGAGAACUGAUGUGUUCGUUUAAAAAUAUUGGCAUAAGCUACACACAGUACCGCCGCAGAUAGAUAUAAUCUGUUUUUCCUAAGCUAACUCAAAAUAAAACGUA